UAGCCAGACCAAUAUGGCUGCGCUGGUGGAAGGACAGGAGUAUGGUCUCAUCUCAAACGAUUCUUCCAUCGGCAACAAAACUGUAAUUCACGUCAAGCUAACAGAUUCAGCUCUUAGAGCGAUAGAAGAAUUUUCUAAAAUCAAACAUGGCACCAACAGAAGGCCUACAAUACAGCUUGAUGGGAACCAAGGGCAUUUCCAAGUGCCACUCCGAGGCUCAAGUGAUGACCCGAAGGCCUCACGCACAUUCCGAUUUAACCUGGCACAACUUCAAGGCGACCCAAAUGGUAGCUUUGAGUGCAUCCAACAGCCUGACUCCAGAUAUGGUCACACACUUGAAAGUUUGGGUGUCAUGCAACAGAAAAUCAAUGUCCUCGCAACUGAUGAUGUAUACAAGUCCACACGAGAACGUAUGACACUUGCUGAAGAAGAAAGCAAGAAAGUCUGUACAAAAGAAAUCAAACCCAGCGGCCGAUACAUCAGCAAGAAAGUGAAGAAAGUGAUAACGAACGGUCAUAACAAGCACUUACCGCCCACCAAUAAAAACAAUAUUGCAAUCAGCAAACCCCAACCCCCACCUCACAUCCCCAAAAGCUCAACAAACUUCUCCAAUGUGUCAAAUCCUGGUCAGUCAAGACUCUCGGGGACUUCUCAUCUCCCUAACGGUGGAACAAACCACUCCCCCAACAGGGUCACAGCCAGUCAGCAUUCACCUCACAGAAGUACUGGGUCCAACCAUUCUCCUGUGAGGGGUAGUGGGACGACCAAUGUGUCUUCAAUGUCUACCAAACCAUCAUCUCAUGUGCCGCCGUCAAGCGGAGGGGGAUCGAAACCUAACUCUGCAAUCAUGAACAUGCCAUAUAGAGAAAGAAUCAUCCAUUUGUUAGCAGUGCGGCCUUUCAAGAAGCCUGAGCUGAUACUGAGACUAAAGAAGGAUGGUAUCCGGGAAAAGGACAAGAACUCUCUAGGCAGCGUCCUGCAGCAGGUGGCAGUACUUAACAAGAGCAAUAGCUACACACUCGCAAACCACGCCUGGAUCGACGUGCGCACAGAUUGGCCAUUCUACACAGAGGCGGAUCGCCAAAUUGUGAAGAGAAAUCUCCAGAACCUGCAAGCUGAGUCCCGAAGUGCGUCCACCUCCCCUGCAGUCUCACCUAGCAACCAGGCUCCUGAAAGCCCAAGCAACUCUCAGAAACGUGCUAGUGAAGAUGUGAUGGAAGGCCCCCAGCCAAACAAGAAGCAGAGAAUAUCCCACCAUGAGAAAAGGAAAGAAUCCUCUCCCGUCAAUGGUCUCAAGUCCAGUAACAGCCACCAUCAUGCACCUCACGACAAACGCAAGUCCUCCUCCCUGUCCCCUGAUGCUAACAGUGAGAACAAGGAGCAGCACAUAGAUGAUAACGGAAACACAGUGUCCUCCAAUUCCAGCAGCUGUGCUGAUUACUUAAAGACUUACACAAUGAUCAAGAACCAGGAACAGAGACAGAAGUACAAGUGUGAUUUCAACCGCGAGUAUGAGGAGUACAGGAAGCUGUUUGGUCAUCUGGACACCAUUGCCAAGAAGUUUGGGGAAUUAGAGAUAAAGAUUCGCAAGACAAAGGAAGGAUCAGAGGCCUUUGAGUCCUUGAAGAACAGGAUAUUAGAAGAAUACCAAGCCCAGAAAAGUGAUCCGAAAUUCAUUGAACAAAAAAAGCGCUAUGACUACCUACACAAGAAACUGGCACAUAUCAAAAAGUUGGUAAUGCAUUUUGAUCAGUGUUCCCUGUCCAUCUGCUCAUAGCAGCAGGCCAGAACAUGCUUACAAGCUGUGGUUGUGAGAUCUACUGGAGUUACACAGUGAACCUCGACUAUGGAUUCUUCACAGAUUGCUUGGAUCUUACCAUGGGUAAACGGAUAUAUUCCAUGGGGUAAUGAGUCUCGCUGACUGCUGGAUGGAUAUGGAUGCAUGGUCUGUUGUUUGGCCAGUAUGCCAACUUGCUGUCCAAGUUGAAGGAUGUUUCUGGAUCUACUGAAUGUUGCAAGAGUGUAUCAAGAGUCCCGGGUGUGGCUCUUCCUGCUAGUCACUGGUGGAUAUGUGGACAUGGUUAUGUUUCUGAAGGAAUGUGAAUUUGGAUGUUUGCGGGUUUGUCAGACAAGCAUCUACCAGGCUGAUGAACUGUCUGCUGCCUUUUUGGUUACGAUAAAAAUGGCCUGUUUUUUUGUUGGCCAGUUUGUUCUACACACCCAGUUCAACAUGCUCCUGUUGGUGAAGCAUGAAUCUUCCUUAUCUACACAGCACCCCCUGUAUAAAUGUUCCUGUGUCUGUCUGUCUGUACGUCCAUCCAGUGCCUUGUAAUGCUCCCGCACAUGCAUGUAAUGCAGGUGCAGACCGAGCUGAUGUGUGUGCAUGGCCAGCUGAAGGUCACUGAAAGAGUCACCAAGCCUCUCGCUCCAUUAAUGGCACAGGUCCACUUUGCCAUAAUAGUCUGCUAUUGCUGAUAUGUGCUGGAGGCUGCUGGCUUCACAAAUUGGCCAAAUCACAGUAUUUGUGAAACUUUCUCAUUUGUUUUAAUAACUUAUUUAAUUUCAAAGAGUUACUAGUUUAUUUAUGAUCUUGUGUUAACUUAUUAUCAGUUUGGCAUUCUCAUGGUUUAUUUUGAGAACGCAAAUACAUCUUUUUACAUAUUUAUCUUUUGAAUUGACUCUGUCUUACAGCUCUGGGACAUGGCACGUCACAUACAAUGUUUAGAUGAAACAGCUGAAUCAAAGGAAUAUAGUUCAUAAAAAGAGUGCAAUGUGCUUUGUAUUCAUCUUAUUAGAACAUUAAGCUAGUUUAAAAUCUCAAAGUACCAGUUUUCAAUCUAUGCUACUGAAAAGAAUUUAUGGACUACUCGUCUCUACUUCAAUCUGUCAUGCAAUUGUAGUGAUGCCCAAAAAUCGAGUGGUCCCUAACUAUCUAAGGGAAUAUAUAUGUUUAAAGUUAUCACAAAAUGGCUUGAUAUUAAAUUAUACUACUUGAAAGAAGUUAAAAAGUGCCAAAUUUUGUACAUGUGACUGUAAAUCGUCUGUCAUCACAUGGCAAAUUAAGUUGUUCUUUAACUUUAUUUUCCAGUACUAUUUGACUGAUCAAAACCAGACAGAACCUGUUAAAGAACAAAAUCAGAUCUUCUUUUCUUCAACUUGUACAUGACACACCUUAGACAAAUUAUUUAUUGGUAUUUAUGAUCCAUUAUUUAAGUGAGCACUCGUACACCCUUGUUGUACAUUAAGUUUUGUAUGUAAAAAUGUUAAUUUGAGCAUUGACCUUGGUGCAGAUAUUCAUUUAAUGAAGAUAGAUGGUAAAGCCAGUGUAUGAUCCAGGAAAGGAGUUGCCUUGACGACAUGGAUGAUAGUUCACCUGUCGUUAGUACCGUUGAACAAAUAUAUCAGUUGUAUCUGUUGUGUUUUCAGAAUAUAGGGAGAUAUUUUAUAGCUAUGUUAAUAUGAUGCCAGAGAGAUACAUCAUAUAUGCAUAUGAGACUAUUUUUGAUGGAGAGAUAUCACAAAACAUAACCACUGUGUACAGAAGUGAUGCUUUGGCUACUAUACCAAGCGUUAUGGGGGCAACCUUUACAUGUAGAAGGUGCUCCUUACAUGUGUAGAGUUGUGUGUUCAUUAUCUUUUGAAAACUAUCUACAGAAAUAGGCUGUGUAAGUCAAGUUUCUUUCAUUUUGCUUCUGUACUUCCAAACUUUCAGCUGCCCUCAAGUAUGACCAGGUAUUCAUUUAGCAUUGGUUUAUCAGGUGAGUGUGAAGACUGGUCCUUUGGCUUGUGGCUUGCAGGAGAGUCCGAGGGUUAGUUGUAUGAAACCAGUUGCUGCAUUAUGCUCAUUUACUUUGAAUUUGCAAAGAAUGUGUAGAAUUUCCAAACAUAUACAUACUUAUGUGCUCAAGACGUGGAAGGGACAGAUUAUAUAUUUUGUGAUUUGGUGUAUCAGUGGUCUCCGUGCAGUCAUCAGCAUGUCCGAACAGACCUGAUAACCGGUACUUUGGGGAGGGAUGCCCCAGUCUUGAUUAAUGACAUCUUUUUGUUAAAGUUGGGGUAGGGAUCCUCCAACCCAAAUUCUGUCAAAUGAAUAUUUUUGAGAAUUUUUCAAUCAACUUUUAUGACUGCUGGCCCAAACCAUUUUUGUUCUAGAAUAGAAAAUACAACUUUAGAAUCUUGAAACACAGUAACAAGGUGGCUUUGCAAACAAAACUCGCUAUGUUGCAGAAGGAUUUGUGUAACAAUGUGGUGUUGACAGGUCUAGUCUUCUCUAGCAAAAAUGUAUGUUUAAUACUCUUUACCCCGCUGAACUACACUAUAUUGGUAAAAUCUGUAAACCAAAUGAACAAAAACCCCAAACCUCUUCAUCAUACCUGGCAGUUAUCAGGGUGAGUAGACAAACAUGACAACAAUACAGUCGUAGUUUGCCAUGCCCCUGUUUCCAAUAUGUCUAGGGGUGAAGUUCCAACAUUGCCCUGGUUCUCUGUAUCCUGUCAGUCCAUCAAUGGCCACUACAUCCAUCAGCUGUGACCCAAGUGUCCAGGGAUGGGACCAUGCAAGGAAUUGAGUCUGAUAUGCAGUGUUUGAUGGAAUGAGUCUUUUCAUGAAAUAGGAAACAUAAUUCAUCAAAUAGGAAACGACAUGAAUUUAUGAAAGAUUACAGUAAGAACUAGUGAUUCAUGUAACUAUUUGGACACAAGAAGUACGUGCCAAACCUGAAGAAUGAAUUCUGCCCAUUUUGUGUUGUAGGUAUAGCAAUAUAUAUGUGUUUAUGAUCCAUCUGAGAGAUGGGGUAUGAGUGGUCUUUGAUGGAAUGUUAUUAGUCCCAAACUGUUGUUGGCUGCUGGGUUUUGGAUGUUCAACUGUACUUCAUACAGAUGUUUUUGUAAGCAUGGUAAGGUGUGCAUCUGUCUACAGAGAGAACUGAGGUGACUGUCGUGAUGAUGUUCUAUGUCUGCAGGAUAAGCCCUUUAACCGAGGUAAUACUGACAUUUCUUCGUCAGAAACCAUAAUUAGAUGAGAACUUUCAUCUUCUGCCAUGUUUUGAUCAAUAAGAUUCAAGUAUUUUCCAAUCAGAAGCUGUGGGCUACUCCCUACAGUUCUGUACAAUUUCCUGCUUAGUCUAGUUCUUUCUGGUCACUGAUGUUUCUGUAUGAAUCUGAGAGACUGACCAGGUCAGUCAGUUUUGUAACCGCUGGAGUGUGGCAGGACACUAAUGUGAAGCCUCAAAUGGUCCAUAUUUUCUGGGUAGCAUUAUUUUGAGAUGUGAUGUUUGUGAUGUAGUAUGUUGCAUAAUGCUAGCUAGCUGACACGGGAGAACAGAAUGUGUCCAAAAUGUCUCCACCAUCUGUAAAUCACUUGAUCUGUAGAUAACUGGCUGAAAGCCUGAAUGUGAAGAGUAGAUUUGACAUGUGACCUAAAUAA
This is a messenger RNA of Haliotis rubra (blacklip abalone), 5424 nucleotides long. Its product is annotated as RNA polymerase II elongation factor ELL-like. The record is from RefSeq and is a predicted model, not a curated record. Gene Ontology annotation, molecular function: cis-regulatory region sequence-specific DNA binding. Lineage: Eukaryota; Metazoa; Mollusca; Gastropoda; Lepetellida; Haliotidae. Gene Ontology annotation, biological process: positive regulation of transcription elongation by RNA polymerase II; snRNA transcription by RNA polymerase II; transcription elongation by RNA polymerase II. Gene Ontology annotation, cellular component: transcription elongation factor complex.